Messenger RNA from Budorcas taxicolor (takin), 1308 nucleotides. RefSeq names its product double PHD fingers 1 (gene DPF1). Gene Ontology annotation, biological process: nervous system development. Bases 1 to 1308 code for a protein of 435 amino acids. The transcript has 12 exons. NCBI's taxonomy places the organism in Eukaryota, Metazoa, Chordata, Mammalia, Artiodactyla, Bovidae. Gene Ontology annotation, cellular component: nBAF complex. The record is from RefSeq and is a predicted model, not a curated record.
AUGAAUGAAAUCGUAGCGCGCUGGGCGGCAGAGCGGGCGGCGCAGGCCGGGCUGGGCCCGCGCGCAGCGGCAGCGGCGCCCCGGGCCGGAGGCGGCCCAGCCGAGCGGGCCAUGGCCACCGCCAUUCAGAACCCGCUCAAGUCCCUAGGCGAGGACUUCUACCGCGAGGCCAUCGAGCACUGCCGCAGCUACAACGCGCGCCUGUGCGCCGAGCGCAGCCUGCGCCUGCCCUUCCUCGACUCGCAGACCGGCGUGGCCCAGAACAACUGCUACAUCUGGAUGGAGAAGACCCACCGCGGCCCGGGUUUGGCCCCCGGACAGAUCUAUACGUACCCGGCCCGCUGUUGGAGAAAGAAACGGAGGCUCAACAUCCUGGAAGACCCCAGACUCCGGCCCUGCGAGUACAAGAUCGACUGUGAAGCGCCACUGAAGAAGGAGGGUGGCCUCCCCGAGGGGCCAGUCCUUGAGGCUCUCCUGUGUGCCGAGACAGGGGAGAAGAAGAUAGAGCUGAAGGAGGAGGAGACCAUUAUGGACUGUCAGAAACAGCAACUGUUGGAGUUUCCGCAUGAUCUUGAAGUGGAAGACCCAGAGGAUGACAUGCCCAGGAGGAAGAACAGGGCCAAAGGAAAGGCAUACGGCAUCGGGGGGCUCCGGAAACGCCAGGACACCGCUUCCCUGGAGGACCGAGACAAGCCGUAUGUCUGUGAUAUCUGUGGGAAACGGUAUAAGAAUCGGCCAGGGCUCAGCUACCACUACACCCACACCCACCUGGCUGAGGAGGAGGGGGAGGAGAACGCCGAACGCCACGCCCUGCCCUUCCACCGGAAAAACAACCAUAAACAGUUUUACAAAGAAUUGGCCUGGGUCCCUGAGUCACAGAGGAAACACACAGCCAAGAAGGCGCCUGACGGCACUGUCAUCCCCAACGGCUACUGCGACUUCUGCCUGGGGGGCUCCAAGAAGACGGGGUGUCCUGAGGACCUCAUCUCCUGUGCUGACUGUGGGCGAUCAGGACACCCCUCGUGUUUACAGUUCACGGUGAACAUGACGGCAGCCGUGCGCACCUACCGCUGGCAAUGCAUCGAGUGCAAGUCCUGCAGCCUGUGCGGCACCUCGGAGAACGACGGUGCCAGCUGGGCGGGUCUCACCCCCCAGGACCAGCUGCUGUUUUGUGACGACUGCGAUCGGGGUUACCACAUGUACUGCCUGAGUCCUCCCAUGGCGGAGCCCCCGGAAGGGAGCUGGAGUUGUCACCUCUGUCUUCGGCACCUGAAAGAGAAGGCGUCUGCCUACAUCACCCUCACCUAG